Zootoca vivipara (common lizard) is the source of this 6629-nucleotide messenger RNA. RefSeq names its product tyrosyl-tRNA synthetase 2 (gene YARS2). Gene Ontology annotation, cellular component: mitochondrion; cytosol. NCBI's taxonomy places the organism in Eukaryota, Metazoa, Chordata, Lepidosauria, Squamata, Lacertidae. Gene Ontology annotation, molecular function: tyrosine-tRNA ligase activity; ATP binding; RNA binding. The record is from RefSeq and is a predicted model, not a curated record. Gene Ontology annotation, biological process: tyrosyl-tRNA aminoacylation.
AUGGCGGCGCCCGCGCUACGAGCCGGUCGCCGUUGGCUUUUCGGCCUGAGGGCCGCUUCGCCCCGGCUCCAGGCGUCUGGGGGACGGCGGCAGUCCCACGACCAGCGGCCGCAGCCCCGGGCUCCGGCCAAGGGUCUCUUAGCGGCUCAGGUCGAACGGGGCCUGUUCCAGGAGAUUUUCCCGCCCCAAGCCGCCGAGGAGCAGCUCCCCGGGUUGUUAGAGGCGGGCCGCCUCCCCGUGACGGCCUACUGCGGCUUCGACCCGACUGCCGACUCGCUGCACGUCGGGCACCUGCUGGCGGUGCAGGGCCUGCUGCACUUCCAGCGCGCGGGCCACGACGUGGUGGCCUUGGUGGGCGGCGCAACGGCGCGCCUGGGAGACCCCAGCGGCCGCGCGAAGGAGCGAGAGGUGCUCCCGGAGGAACGCGCUCGGGAGAACGCGAGCUCCCUCUGCCGGGGGCUCCAGAGGCUCUUCGACAACCACCGCGAGCUCUUCUGGAGCGGGGAAGGGACUCGCCUGGGCCGCGCCACCGUGCUGGACAACGCCAGCUGGCUGGAGCGCGAGUCCGUGGUGGGGUUCCUGUGCGCCGUCGGGGGCCACCUGCGCAUGGGGACGCUUCUGAGCAGGCAGACCUGCAAGGCCCGCCUGAGCAGCCCCGUCGGCAUGGGGCUGGCCGAGUUCCUGUACCCGGCGCUGCAGGCCUACGACUUCCUGCACCUGCACCGACACCACGGCUGCCGCGUCCAGCUGGGAGGAGCGGACCAGAUAGGCAACAUCAUGUCCGGACACGACCUCGUCUCCAAGGUGACAGGCGAAGAUGUAUUUGGAAUAACGGUGCCUCUUGUUACAAGUACCACUGGAGAUAAGUUGGGGAAAACUGCUGGCAAUGCAGUUUGGCUAAACAGAAAUAGGACCUCUCCCUUUGAGUUAUAUCAGUACUUUGUCAGACAGCCAGAUAGCGCUGUUAAAAGGUAUCUGAAGCUUUUCACUUUCCUCCCUCUUCCGGAAAUCCAACACAUUAUGGAAAUGCAUGCUAGAGAGCCUGAGAAGUGGGGGGCCCAGAAACGGCUUGCUGCUGAAGUAACUAAGCUUGUUCAUGGCAAAGCAGGUCUGGAAUCUGCUAAGAGGUGCACAAGGGCCCUUUAUUACAGUGACAUAGCAGCACUAGAGACUAUGUCUGACCAAGAGCUUCAAGAACUCUUCAGGGAAGCACCAUAUGUUGAGUUGAUGCUUGAACCUGGAACAACAGUACUUGAUUUGUGUCGGAAAGCGAAUGCUAUUUUAGAUGGACCAAGGGGGCAUUGUGACAUAACAAGUGGUGGAGUUUCUAUAAACCAUGUUAAAGUAACUGAUCCCGAUGCUGUUCUUGUUCUUGGACAACAUAUCCUCAGCAAUGGCUUGUCACUCCUUAGAACUGGAAAAAGAAAUUACUAUGUUGUGAAAUGGCUUCAGUUGUCACAUGAAGAACAAAAAUGCUGAGGUCUUUUCAAGUAUGUUAUGAGUGCAUUUUGCUUCAUGGACUGAGAACACACAUCAAACAACUCGCAAGAACUGAGGUGUGAAUUGCUUUUUCUCACUGUGUGAGACUUGGUACCAUCUGGAAAUUGGAUGGCAUCUUAAUUCAUACUUCAAUCAUGAAACGAGGAGGAACUCAUGGUACAAUGCAGUGUCUGUCCGAAGAACACAACUGUUGAAAUAUGUUAUCGUCUACAAUAAAGGUAAACUAAAUGAAUCCUCAAAGUUAUUGUUACUUGCAUUGUUGGUGUGUUAAGGGUGUGAAUGGUAGUAAAUGUGACAUAAGAACCCAUUUCUGUUUGAGGACGCGACAAGCCAGGCAGCUGGCUCCUGAACCCACAGAUAACCUAAUUUUAAUUGAGUUUUUAAUGGGUUUUAACUUAACCAAGUUAGUUUAUUAACUAUUUUGUGUUCUGGAAGCUGGAGGACAGAAGACUGUGGCACUGUAAUGCCAACAGCAAUUAGGUUUUAAUAAGACAUAAUAAUCAAUUUUUUAUCCUAAACAAUAUAGUGCUUGUUUCAUUACUGAGUUGAACUUUCUGCUUUGUAAUGAGCAAAACAUGGGCUAGGGUCGAUGCCUUAAGGCUGCUCUAGGAUGAAUGUAUAUGGAGAUUGUCCUUCCAUGUAGCAGGUAAUGGAGUGUAGGAUUUGUAACUCAGGGUGUAAUUUAUCUUUCUAUGUAUAGAAAUAAGAGAGUACAGAUGUCCAGCAGAUCCAAAAGCUGUUCUUACAACACGUAGAUUGGACUAGGUGACCCUCACAGUUCCUUCCAACUCUGCAGUUCUACAAUUCCCAGCUAAUAGGGAGUUCCUUAUGUUUUAAGCAAAGUAUAGUUAAUCUAGGUCAGGCAUGUCCAACUCCCAAGAGACUGUGAUCUACUCCAAGUAUAAAAAAACUGGCAGUGAUCUACCCAUUGUGCAGAGAUCUACCAUUCUACCCAUUGUCAUUGGAGGGAGGAGGAGCGUGCAUGGGGUGGGUGAAUUGCCCAGUUGUUGAGCAUUUUUAGGAGGAGAGUGCCCAGAGUUGUUGAGCUUUUGGGGGGGGGAUUGUAGAGGGUUUUUUUAGCUUCCCCCCCCCCGAAACUUUACACAAUAAGGAUCCCGCGAUCUACCAGGAUCAGCUGAGAACCUAAGGGUAGAUCACGAUCUACUGAACAUCCCUGAUCUAGGUCUACUGCCUCAGGGUUAAAGUAUGUAUAUACCCUGUGAACAGUUGGGCCUCUGAUCCAAUUGUGGUUUUGUCCAGUCUGCCAUAGUAGGUAGAAGCUCCCUAUCUCAAUAAUUUGGGUUGAAUUUAAAUAGCACCUACUCAAAGAGGCUGCUUGUACAAAUGAGUUAGCUGGCGAACUUCACACCUUCUGAAAAUUAUUAUAGCUAUAUAACGUGACAUAGUGGCCUAGUGUUUACCCCCCUACCCAAUUAGCAACUGUCUCAGCAAGUGAAGUUAAAAACUGACCAUACUUUAAAAUGUGGUUUAUUGAUAUAAAACUGUCGUUUCUACACAAUCAGCUUUAUUUACAAAAUUAACUUCAUACAUUUGGUACUGAUGCUGGAUAAACUACCCUUCAGUCUGCAUAGUUAAAUGUUCUUUCAAUUCGCUUAUGCAUUUUAAAUUCUAAGUUGGACUAGAAUUGUACAUGUACAGCUGAGUGGUUCCAUGUUCCAUUGCCUUAGAUACAGAAGCCUAAAAGGCAGGAUGAAAAUCACUCUAAAUGCUGUCACACACACACACACCCCGAUGACUCAAUAUAGUACAUAGCAUGGUAACCUUGUAGAAACGUGGUGUGUUCAAUCUUGUGCAAGCUAUACCGAAAGUGCUAGUAAAGCAGUGGCAUUAGUAACUGCUAUUUUAAAUAUAUUCACAGUUGCUGAUAUUACUUGAAACUAUGCGUGAUUUAAAUGGUCUAUUGGAAAACUUCAUGGCAGUAUGAAGAGAUUUUCUAGUGAAGACUGGCUUGCCCUUUAAAACCUUAGCGAUCACAAUUCAGAUGGAGCAGGGCUGGGGAACUUUUUGGUCCACAAAGCUGCAUUUCCUCUUGUCUUUCUGGGAGCUGCAUGGUACAUGUGGCUAUGGUGACCCCUGCAAACAUAUAAUGCAGUCCUGCACGCCUCCCCCCCCCUCACAAAGAAAAUAUCGCUUAAGGAAUGUGUGAUGUUGGAGAAUGUGGGUUAAGGGUCCAUCAAGAACAUCACUCUGUUGGAGUCAGUAGAAAGAGUUUGUGGGGCUAGUGGGCUGGCAGUUCCCCGCUUCUUGUGUAGUUUAGUAUUUUUUAGGGCAAGAUUGCCUUUAGGAAUUCUUUCAAGGGGUAGUAAUCCACCGAUGGUCUAUAUACUCAGCAUCUUGUUGAACAUUAGCAUGUGCUUCAAAAUCCAUGGUUAUCACAAAAGUGUCAUAAAUUGAAACAAUGUUGAAGCUGAAAAGGUUAAGUUUCCACCAUGAGACUUAAUUCACACCUUUGUACCACCCUGAAAUCUUCUGAUGAGGGGCAGCGAGGUUAUAAAUAAUAAUUAAAUAAGGAAUAUAUUAAUGUGAGGAACCUUUUACUGGCUGAAGGCUGUAUCCUGAUGACCACAUGCCAGUGAUGAAUACAGCAAAUGGGGGCAAAGCAACAAAUGUCAUUAUAAAUUUUAGUUUUUUACAGUGAUUUCUACAUAUGUCCCCUCUAUCCUCCAUCCAGGCAACCAAGAGCCAUAUCAGAAUUCAAGGACCCAUUCCAGCCAUGCAAAAAUGUUCAGGGUGCAAGGCCAGUGACCAGUGUGGCUUGGAGAAGAAUUAUGAGGGUCACGUAAGGGGGCCUAGGCUGUGGUUCACCAUACAUGGUAACUAUUUGCACAUUACAACACCUCUGAUAUCCAGCAAGCAAGGAUGUAUGUUGAAUCCCACUUCCAUGGGAAAGUGCUGAUUGGUUUCGGCAGCCCAUGUUUUAAUGUGUCUGGCAAAAUCAAUACCUUUUAAAAUAGUGGAUGAGACAGGCUAAAUUAGAACUCAUAGUAAUUUGACAUCUCAGAAUUAAUUCUUAGUUAUCUUUUUUAUCCUUUGACAAAUUUAUCAGUCAAACAUCCUCUAAAGGCCUUUAACCAUUGCAGGUCAGCAACCUUGUUAAUUUAUACCAGAUGUUGCUGAACUACAACACCCAUUGGUCCGAACAAGCACAGCCAGGGAUGGUGAAUGUUGUAGCUAGUAACAGCUAGUGGACCAAAGGUCCCCACACUUGAUAUGUACUAUCACUGGAUUUUUUUUUUAAGUAAAUUAAAAAUUAGUGACUUCUGGAUGGUUUCACCUUUACAGGUUAAUUACUUUAGUGAAACAUGAUCAUGUCAGUCUACAGGUGAAGCUUGGAAAAUUAGAAUAUCGUCGAAAAGUGCAUUUAUUUCAGUAAUGCAACUUUUUAUUUUUUAUUUUUACAAAUGCUUUCUUUUGGAAAUUCCACAGUAAUAAAACAAAUAGUUACAAUAAUACAAAAAUAAACAUCGCUAUUACAUUUCAUUAAUUACAUUCCAUUUAUAAUUGACCCGCCUAACGACAAAUAAUUACAAUUACAACAAAUAAAGGCUUGACAUAUCUUGCUUUGCAUGUCAUAUAUUGGUUUCACCUUUUAAAUUGUGUUACUGAAAUAAAUGCACUCUUUGACGAUAUUCAAAUUUUCCGAGUUUCACCUGUAUAUGUAUAGACCUACAGUUAAGAGUGGCUGUGUAGAAUGUUCUUGUUUCCUGCCCUGAGUUAUUCCAGUCCAUUUUUCCUGCUACCAGGCAUGACACCCUCCCACACCCCCACCAGUCAACAGCACUUCACGGGUACCGGGCAUCCUUACCCCUCACUGGACUGUUUGGGGGGGGGGGCAGGUGUUCCCUCUCAAGUCUUUUUUUUGUUUUGUAUUUUUGCCAACAUAGGAGUUCUCCCACCCAUACUGCCCACUUGGGUGGGGUGGUGCCACUUUUGGUUACUUAAGCAACAGCAUUCUUGCCUGAAGAACAGAAAUAGAGGGAAUGAGGUGAUUCUACGUUAGCGGGCACCAGGUACAGAUUCACUGAACUUAGUAGGGUGUUAACAUACCCCUCAGGAGGCUGACUUAACAUUUCAUGUUAAAUACCAUCAUGCCACAGAUUUGCCAAAGCAUCAGAAGUGAUCUUAAAGCAUGAUUUUAUUUUCAAUAUGCUUGGUGUGUGUAAGUUUUUUAAGGAGGGUUCCAAGUGCCUCCACCCUUAAAGGCACCAUCACAAUUAUGUUUCAAUAUACUGUAAGGGGAAGAAGAGAGAAAUAGCAUGUUUUCAAACUGCUACUGAACAUUCCCAUUUAAUGUCCAUUACCAUUUGUCUCAAGUGUAAGCUCAGUUUACUCUUUUCAGCCUGUUGUGUAAGGACUGAGUGGAUAAAAUCCUGUACACAAUGUGUGAAGGCCAAGGGUUUAUUUCCCCCCCCCACAAGUACACAUGUUGAGGAAGGCAAUAUCUACUUAGGAUAUACACCUCACAGCAAUCUAAAAACAUAGAUCUUCCAACAUAACACAUAUUUUCCUUCCAUGCAGGAAAAAUGUUGAAUGUGAGCAGGUGUACUGUGCUUUAAACAAAAACUUGCAAAAUUUUCAGGAACUAAAGUGUCAUUACUGUUGACUGUUGGUGACUAUGGCAGACAAUCAAGCAAGUUACCACACCAACACCUAAGAUGAAAAUAGCUCAAAAACAGUAAUGGGUUGGGACCAUUGAAUUAAUUUUAAGCCCAGCUGCUUUUACAUUGAUAUUUUCUAAAGUUUCUUUCUUUACUUCUUUUCACAAUGAUUUAGGAGAAACCUGAUCCGCCACAAUACCUUUUAAUAUUGCUGUUUUGUUAGUCUAGAACCCUACAAGUGGAUAGUCCAUGGGUUUUGGUCCCAGACAUGAGGAUUCUUCAAAUUCUGAUUACUUCUUUGUUGAUGACGCUUCUUAGCAGAAUCUCCACUUAUUCCAGAUUUAUCUAGCUAAAGGACAAAAAUAGCCAAUGCAUUUUGGAAGUUAGCCAGAUAUUUCUUUUAAGGUUCUAAAACAUGAGGGUACACAUUACACAGUUAUAAUUAGGGCAGUAUUUCUCAGAGUGCAUGCAAUUAAAUUCAUCUUAAAGAAAAUAUCGUGGUGUCCUUUC